Molecule: messenger RNA, 2847 nt
Organism: Sinocyclocheilus anshuiensis
Lineage: Eukaryota; Metazoa; Chordata; Actinopteri; Cypriniformes; Cyprinidae
Exons: 3
Coding region: 11-2203 (730 amino acids)
Source: RefSeq, a predicted model, not a curated record
AUGUCUAGGCAUGUGUGGCAACUGCAGGCUAUAUAAGCAUCUACGGCUUCAUCCAUUCCAUCAGACCAUUAACGGACCUGAACUUAAAGCGUCUGGCAUUUCGACGAGCAAAAACAGGAAAGCCAUGGAUUCCAAAAUUUCAAAGACAUCUCAGAGCCUUACCACUGCUGAGGACAUGAGAAACCAAACCAAACUUAUGAUGCAGCCCUAUGCCAACUGGGAAGAGUAUCUGACUCCAGCACCUCUAUCUAUAGCCAUCCUAGGAGAGCUGGUAUUCAUCUCGUCCUCAACAGAUUUUUCUAUCAAUAAAAAUCCCCCUAAAGAUGGCUAUAAAUUCAUCAAAUACCCUGAUUCCUUUCGCGCUUGCCUCAUGCAAGUGUGUAACUCUGGUUGGUGGGCAUUUAAUGAGGCCCAUACGAGCAUGGAUCAGAUUCGCCUCCAUACUGCCCAAGUUCCAGAUUACAUGAAGACUGCUGUGAAGAUUCUGUUCCAAGGUGAUGAUGAAGUUGUCAAAGCUCAUCUUCCUGAUCAGCUGGACAAUAUCAGAGUCAUUGCAGAUGAAUGUCUGAAGUUGUCUGAUGCAACUGAAAAGCGCUUCACUGAUGUCAUCAAAAUCAUCCAAGAGCUGCUGGAGGCUUGUGUGAAUGCAGAGCACUUCUAUGGGGAAGAGAAGGAAACAAUCAAGAAGAAGCUGGAAGAGAGCAAACUGAGGGAGCAGUCAGCUCAAGAGACCAAGAAAAGGACUGAGAAGGCAGUGAGUGCCAUGGAGAAGGAACUGGAAGAGGCUCAUGAGAGCUACACGAAAGCUAUGGAUUCUCUCCCUAGUGGAUGGGAAAUGAUUGGCAUGGAUGUGGUUGGUGGUAUAACACAGAGCGUUACAGGCCUGAUUAAUGGACUGACAUCUGUUAUUACUCACCCAGUCAGAAACAUGUGUUCUGCAACAACAAAGAUAGCUGAUACUUGGAGCCACAUUAGAGAUCAGGAAAGUGUAAGAGAUGUGGUUGCUGAAAUAAAUGCAUAUAGUAAAUCUGCUGAAAUUUUAAAAUGUGUCCAGAAUAUCCAGCAUCUGAUGAAUGUGGAAAGUGAGGAUGAUGACAUUAACUGGACAAAUCUGUAUGAUCAGAAGAACAAAUGUACAGAAAGUGAUUUCAUAAACAGACAGUUCAAAAGAAUCACUGAUGAUUUAAAGAAAAUACCUGACUGCCCAGCAAAGAAACAAGCUAAGAAUUUGUGCAAAAACGGCAUAGAACUAUGCAAUCAGCUGGCAAAAUAUGCCCCAGAUGGCAAAUGUGACAAAGACAAAAGCACUAAAAUCAUACAAGAGGUCUUGGAACUGAUCGAGUCAGCGCAAGUUUUUGAUUGCAAAAGCAAAGACAUCACAAAUUCUCCAGCCAUUGCUCCAACACCACCAAUGAUGUAUAAAGAAGGAAACAAGUCAGAGAACAUGAGUGCUUCUCAGAAGGCCACGGAGAAUGCACGAUUCUCCAUAGAGCAGAGCCGGGCCCAGCUGAACAAGACAAGAGAAACUUAUGAUAAGUGUGUAGAAAACCUGCAGAACAACGAGAAGGAACUAACUGAAAUCCUGGUCGCAAUGAGAAAUUGUAAACUGAAAGAGAUCGACUUCAAUACUACCAUAGAGAUGCUGGUCAAAGGAAUGGAUGCCAUGGGGAGAGUGAAGGUGCAGUGGGAGAAGAUGGUUCACUUCUUUCAGAUGGUUUCCAACAUUGUGAAAACCAGCCUGAGCAAAACUCUCACAAACUUUGUCUCAACAUCUGAGAAAACACAAGCCCUCUCCUACAAUGCAAAGCUCUUCUCAAAAGAUCUGCUCUAUACUCAAGCCUUCCAAGCCUGUAACAUCGCUAGUCUGGUCCAUAUGAUCUCUGGAACAUACACAGAUGUUUCCAGCAAGUACCUGAUGGACCGUGUCAGUUCACUGGGCAAACUGAUGGUCAUGGAUAAAAGUAAGCCAGAAUUUGAGCAUGAGCGACAACUGCUCCAGAACAGCUGUGAUGAGGCACAGAAAGGCAUCUUAAAGCUUGUCCUGAAGAAUAAAGAGGAGUUUGACAGGAAGAGCACAGCAAGACUUGAAAAGAUUGAUCAAGAGUUGCUUGCCAUUCUGCCUGCUGCUCCUCCUGAAAAAAUCAAGAGAAUUGAAGAGGCUGUUCAAGCUGGAUUCAGUGAAGAAGAAGCAUCAUACAUCUAAGAAAAUCUACCAAUUAUUUUACAAGCCUGCUAAGAUUUAAGCUUUGCUGUCCAGUAGUAUGUAAUAGUCAUAACAGCUCAGUUUAGUUUAUAAUAAUGUUAACAUCCAAAUGUAGUCUUAAACUGUAUAAAGUGUAUUAUCAUUUUAAUCAACAAACAAAGCAAAUGAAUUGAAACAAAUUUCAACUGAACAAGAAACAUUCUCUUAUAUGGAUAAAGGCAGUGUUUGCCAGCCAGACAGCCAGACAGCUCAAGAAGGAGUGGCGUCAUUAACAGAAGACAACUGAUACUGAGAUUUUUAACAUUCUAUUAAUCCAAGUGUAUGUGUGUGAAGAGAUUUUAAAAGCCGAGUCAGAAAAGGUAUUUACUCUACAUUGUUUCUGUUUAAAUUUUAACAUCAUAUAAGAUAAUAAUCAUAGUAUAUGUUCAGCUUUCAAAUGAUUCUUAAUAUAAAACCAUACUCUGAUUAUGCAUGAUCUUUAUGGAAAGUGGAGAUGACAGGAAAUAUUUGCUUUUUAUGCUUUUAAACUUGUUAGUUAGAAGAAAACUAUGUAGAAUGUUUUUGCUUCCCUUUUUUUUUAAUAUUUAGUUUAAAAAGCAUCUCAGUUAGCUGUGCAUGAUCAAUUUUUCCUUGAAUGAAGAUAC